Messenger RNA from Scatophagus argus, 2369 nucleotides. It is a transcript of the gene sar1b, whose product is annotated as secretion associated, Ras related GTPase 1B. Gene Ontology annotation, molecular function: GTP binding; GTPase activity. Bases 295 to 891 code for a protein of 198 amino acids. Gene Ontology annotation, biological process: endoplasmic reticulum to Golgi vesicle-mediated transport; membrane organization; vesicle organization. NCBI's taxonomy places the organism in Eukaryota, Metazoa, Chordata, Actinopteri, Scatophagidae. The record is from RefSeq and is a predicted model, not a curated record. Gene Ontology annotation, cellular component: COPII vesicle coat; endoplasmic reticulum exit site. The transcript is spliced from 8 exons.
GUUUUGGGGAGUUGUUAGACAGCCAUUGCAGUGUCGUGGCUCAGUAACAAAACACGAAAAAGGAGAGGAAGACCUGGCAGUUCGCAGGCUCUCUCAUUCGACCAGGAGACCAAUUUACAUGAUUAUAAGAGCGUACACAUCGGGUAAAUUGCUCUACACUUAAAUAAGGGGUUGGGCCAAGUUGCAUAUUCAUAAGACCGAGUGCCUCCGUUUUGCAGUGAGGGGUCCUGAUUGGUUCUAUUGAUCUUACUAUCUGUCUCCUGACAGUGUUUUCAGGAUUCAACAGCUCCGGAUAUGUCAUUCAUAUUUGAUUGGAUUUAUACCAGUUUCAGUAGUGUACUACAGUUCUUAGGACUGUACAAGAAAUCCGGCAAGUUAGUAUUUCUUGGCCUGGACAAUGCUGGCAAAACGACGCUACUGCACAUGCUCAAAGAUGACAGACUGGGACAGCAUGUGCCAACUUUACAUCCAACCUCAGAAGAGCUGACGAUUGCUGGCAUGACUUUCACCACCUUCGACCUUGGAGGCCACGCACAAGCCCGUCGAGUGUGGAAAAACUACCUCCCUGCCAUCAAUGGCAUUGUCUUCCUUGUGGAUUGUGCAGACCAUACCAGAUUGAACGAAUCAAAAGCAGAGCUUGAUGCAUUAAUGACAGAUGAGACCAUCGGAAAUGUGCCUAUCCUGAUCCUGGGCAACAAGAUUGACAGACAAGACGCCAUCAGUGAGGAGAAGCUGAGGGAAAUGUUUGGAUUGUAUGGACAGACAACAGGCAAGGGCACCAUUCCCAUGAAGGAGCUGAACACAAGACCACUGGAGGUGUUCAUGUGCAGUGUGUUGAAGAGGCAGGGUUAUGGUGAGGGCUUCCGCUGGCUCUCCCAGUACAUCGACUAAAGCAGCCAAGCCCCGACAUCGCCACCAUCGGGGGAGGGCGCUAAACGCAACCACUCAAGACGCCCACCUUUGCCACCAGUACCAUCAUACUCAGCCCCAUGUUCGUUUAAACAAGUUCGCCUCCACCUUCAGAGAAACCAGUACGACUUGAUCCCAAUAGACUUUUAUUGGUCGAACAUUUGGUUCCGCACUUACAGAAACCAUACCUGUUUGCGCGCACGCACACACACACAGACACGUUUCCAUCUCUGUCUUUUUCCUCCUUCCCUUCCUGCCAUCUGUUGAGUGUGAUGAUAGAUGCAUAUAACUGUAAAUCUGUAUAUGAUUCCAUUGGUAUAUCAAUAAUCCCCGAUGCCUCUUUCCCCUCUUCAACUCAUUUUGAGCAAUGAGAAAGAGCAACAUAGUUGUAUACUUUGCAGUACACUUUUUUAACAGUAAAGACCUUCAUUCCACAUUGUAUUUAAUCAGUGCAUUUUGGUUUGUCCUUUUUUUUUCUUUUACAUUUCAGUAAAUAAAAUGUGUGGCCACGUAUACAGCCCUCAUUAUAGACGCAUGGCUGUUUCACCCAUUUAUUAAAAUGGACCAGUUCAUUUAUCUUAGCGUAUAAAACAUUAAAUCCAUUUCUUUAGGUUACUUGGAAGCUAAAAUACCUUUGUCGAGACAUCUAUCUUUUGGGCACAGUAGCAUUGGAAUGGAUCCAAUUAGUCUGUGGGCUCCCCUUUUUAAAGAGAAACAUGGGGUGGUAGUAUAGCAGAUGGGAAAAGAUUUUUUAAUAGAAAAUAAUACUGGCUAUAACCCAGGCGAGGUUUGAUGGAAUCAUUUAGAUGGCACAAUGGUCAGUUGAAUCAAAGAAAACUAUUUAAAUAAAUGAAUCUUAGGGAUGAAUAGCUUGAUAAUAACAUGCAGUACGAGAUGAAGGGAGGAAUGAACAGAUGGUUGCCACAUCUAGUAAUCAUCAAAAUUAGAAGUCCAUCCUACGAUGUAUUUCCCAGUGCAGACCUUUUUACAGGGUGAAUCUAGUGACCAAGCUUAGAUAACAAGACACAGUCGCACAGUGAGAACAGGUAGAUAGGCCUAAGACGCCUCUAAGAAAGGGACCACAUAUGAAAUGUACAUGAACAUCGUACAUGGAUUUUGUAUUUAUAAGUGGUAUCCUUUGAUCUAUGUGCAUUACUAGAAAUUAUUAUGCAUGCCUUGUUUUGAUUUUUAAUGUCCAUUAUUCCAGAGUACAACAAGAAGGAAAAGAUGCCAAAAUUUGCAAUGAAAGCUGAUUGUCAUGUUUUGUUUUGGGUUUUUUUUUUAACAGAAACAAUGGAAUUGCGCUUAAUACACAUUUUUCUCUGUCCCCGUCCCUUUGUGUCUUUUUCAUUCCCCCAUGAUUACAUGAUGAGCUGUUCCAAUAGCGGUGGGACUCGCUGUUGUUUGCAUCAUAAACAAUGUAAUAAAUGUUUUCAAUGAAUAAGAGGCUUUAACUUUGA